GCAUCCUAGAUAUUGAGUUUAAUUAAUUGUAAUAUCGUUGUUAACUCUUUUCUCAUUUUCUUCAAUUAAUAAACGAGACGACACCUUCCAAAUUAUCACUUUCCCCAAAAAAACCUCCAAAAAUUCUCUGCUUUCUCUUGAAUCUUACUUACGUGCUGCGUUGUGGAAGGAUGAUAAAGAGACAAUGACUCACAUGCACUUCUUUAUUCCUCCAUUGACGAACCUUCACUUCAAAUGAAGAGGAGAAAAUCUGUUGCUACCAAGGAAGAUGAUGAUGACGACGUCAUUGAUGACGAAACAACGACAAAAGUUACACCGACAUUGUUGUUUCUUCAAACAACAUUUGAAGCUUUCAAUUUCACUCACGAUUUUACUCUGCUUCCUCGGAUUCUGGAUAUUCCAAUCGCAAUUACUACUACUUUCUUCUUCUUCUAGUAAUUCUACUACUACGAUGAAUUCCUCGAAAACUACGCGCUUUUCUCGGCGCGUGAGUCCUACCUCCUUUGUCGAUCCCCCGAAAAUCGCGUUUUUGUAUCUCACGCGCCGUCAUCUCCCUCUGGACUUUCUCUGGGGUAGCUUCUUCGAGGGAGCUGAUGCAUCGAGUUACUCAAUUUACAUUCACUCCGAGCCGGGUUUUGUGUUUGAUGAAUCAACUACGCGUUCACCUAUAUUUUUUGGUCGGCAGUUGAGCAAUAGUAUUGAGGUAGCAUGGGGCCAAUCGAGUAUGAUUGAAGCAGAGAGGUUAUUGCUUGAUGCAGCACUCGAUGACCCUGCCAAUCAGAGAUUUGUUCUUCUUUCAGAUAGCUGCGUUCCUCUGUAUAAUUUUAGCUACAUAUACCACUAUGUUAUGGAAUCUCCUAGAAGUUUUGUGGACAGCUUUCUUGAUAAAAAGGACGAACGCUAUAACCCGAAGAUGUCACCUGCUAUAAAGGAGGACAAAUGGCGAAAAGGAUCACAGUGGUUCACUCUGAUCAGGAAACAUGCUGAAGUGGUGGUUGAUGAUGAGCUUGUUUUUUCUGUCUUCAGAAAGUAUUGCAAGCGACGUCCACCUGUUGAUGAUGCAAAGGGAAAGCUGAAUCUGGCUUCAAUUAUAUCCGCGAUUCCGCGUGUAGAGAGUCCAUUUUCGAUGGUUUGCAUCUCGGAACAGCUAGGUGGGGUCAUUCACCCAUUCUAUAAUAUGACGUUGGAAAUUUUGAAUAAGCUGCAAAAGCCAUGGAAGCCUAUGAAACUUCAGAAACAGCACAAUUGCAUUCCUGAUGAGCAUUAUCUGCAGACAUUACUUACUAUGAUGGGGCUUGAGAAUGAACUCGAACGUCGGACAUUGACCUAUACGUUAUGGAAUGAAUCUGCAUCUAGAAUGGAAGGGACAGGCUGGCAUCCUGUUACCUUCAGUUAUUCAGCUGCAACUCCCCAACGCAUUCAAGAAUUAAAGGAUAUCAGCCAUGUAUAUUACGCAUCAGAGUACAGAACAGAGUGGUGCCGAACUAAUUCCACUGCUGUUCCAUGUUUUCUAUUUGCAAGGAAAUUUUCGCAGGGAGCUGCUAUGCGGCUUUUGAGUGAGAGGUGGAUAUGAUAAUUCUCCUUUGUUGCUCAAUACAGUCUGUUGACUAUCUCGACAGGGUCUCAUGCCGCUCUGCAAGAUAUAUGUAGAUUAUCAGUGUAACAAUGUCUAACCCUUGGGACAUGCUUGGAUUGAGAUUAAUGUAUUAAGGGAGUAGCGAAAGAAAAAUAUAAAGAGAAUGAAGGUGGAUGAGGUGAUAGUAGAUGGAAAUAUGAAUUGAUCGCGUAAAAAGGGAGGAAAAUAUUAGCCUCAUUUUGGAAAUAAUAGUUACCCGCCACCCCCUCGGGUAAUGUGUUACACUCAGAAUGAGGAUAAUAGUUUCACUUUCCAACUCUCCCAUGUCAUCUCUUCAAUUAUCACCUUUGUUCAUUUCAAUUUAUCUCCAUGGCUCCCUUAAUGCUUACCCUCCUCAAUUUAAACAAUGCCCAAAAACUGCAACAAUACACAAUGCACAAAAAUACACAAUCUUGGUGGCUGGUCGUGGGCAGUAUGACGCUUAAUUGUAUGCAUACGAUAAUGUAGAGAAGUUUAUCUAUAGAGGCACACACAAUAGGGCCAAGGAAUUAGGUUGUAGGCUGUUAUGUUUUCCUGAUUUUAUUUUGAUUUUAGAAACUAAUAAAUAGAUGUUUAUUGGCUUGAAUGUACAAAACUUCUGAAGCACUAAUAUGUUUUUCUUUAUCCGAGUUUUGAUCUUUCAUGUUUAGCAGUAGGCUAUUAGCUUGUUUAUGACAGAGAUGAUCAAUAAGAUGUCCAUUUGAUAUGAUCUAUACAAUAAAAUCCUUCCUGUUUUA
Molecule: messenger RNA, 2352 nt
Organism: Beta vulgaris subsp. vulgaris (sugar beet)
Lineage: Eukaryota; Viridiplantae; Streptophyta; Magnoliopsida; Caryophyllales; Amaranthaceae
Exons: 12
Coding region: 269-1573 (434 amino acids)
Cellular component (GO): membrane
Molecular function (GO): glycosyltransferase activity
Source: RefSeq, a predicted model, not a curated record